GGUGGUCGCAUUUAGAACAAGAUCAGUCAUGUUAAGCAUGUUUCAGGAACGCGUAGACCUACCAGACAGUUAGAUUUUUGACAACGUUUUUGUUAAAGCAAGAACAGCCAUGGAUCCUCAUUCUAGUGCCCAGGAUGUACCUCGAUGUGACCUUUGUGAGAACACAUUAGUACACAGCUACUGUGACUUUUGUCAUGUCAACCUCUGCAAGUCCUGCAUUGGAGAUCACAUCUCAGAUGGAUACGACAAACAUAAAAUAGUUCCUUUCCAGGAACGAAGAUCAACUCUCAUCUAUCCAAAAUGCGAAACGCACCCACACAGAAUUUGUGAAUUUCAGUGCAAGGAUUGUGACAACAUUUUUGUUUGUUCUUCCUGCAUAACAUCUGAACAUCACAAAGAACAUAGUUUUGUAGAAGUUACAGAAAUUUACAAGACAAUGAAAGACAAUAUAAAAAAAGACACAAAAGAGUUAGAAAAUCAUAUUUCUCCUAUAUAUGAAGAAAUUGAACUUGACUUAGAAACUCAGCUUGCCAAACUGGAUGCAGGAUAUGAGAAACUUACAACAAUAAUGUCCAAACAAGGAGAGCAAUGGCACAGAGAAAUCGACAUCAUCAUCAACAAAAUGAAAACCGAAAUUAACGAGAUAAAAGUGAAACACAGAGACAUUUUAAAGAAACACUUGAAUGAAAUCAAACAGACACAGUCUCUUAUGAAACAAACAUUACAAGCCAUAAGGAAAAUCAAGAAAUUCACUGACGUAUCUUCUACCAUUGAAUACAGCUCUAAGAUCAGAGAGUUUAGCAAGCUUCCACCCAAGGUCCAGGUAUCACUGCCAACAUUCAUUCCAAAACCAAUAGACCGUGAGAAGCUGUAUAGUUUGGUUGGACAGAUCAACCCAUUAUCUACCGAUACAGAGGAAGAGGCCUUGUCACAGAACCAACCCACCACUUCAUUCAGAGAACUACUGGAUGAACCGGAGCUUGUUGCCACAAUACAGACUGGGUAUAAAGAACCAUACAAUGUUACCUGUCUAAAUGAUGGUAGUAUAUGGACGAGUGGAAAGACCAAAGAUAUCAAAUGCUUCAACAGUAAAGGUUCACUCCUCCAGACAAUCAAAACAAAAUCAGAAGAAUGGCCUAAUGAUAUAACUGUAGACAGUGAUGGGAAUCUACUGUACUGUGAUUGGACAGACGGGACAGUAAAUAAAGAAAAGAAUGGACAAACGGAAGUUUUGAUCACAUUACCAGAGGAGUGGACGCCUAAUAAGCUGUGUGUCACUUCUACUGGUAAUCUUCUGGUUACCAUGUUCAGUAUUGAUGAAAUUCAAUCCAAAGUGGUCCAUUACUCAGGAUCUACAGAAAAACAAACAAUUCAAUUUGAUGAUGAAGGUAAACCUCUGUACGCAGGGAAUUAUAAUACUAAAUACAUCACAGAGAACAGAAACCAUGACAUCUGUGUUUCUGACUGGAAUGCUGGUGCAGUAGUGGUGGUUAAUCAGGACGGAAAACUCAGAUGGAGGUACACCGGUCAUCCCUCAGUUACCAAGAACAAACCAUUUAAACCCUAUGGUAUCACAACAGACACUUUGAAUCAUAUCCUUACAGCAGAUUUUUACAACCAUUGUAUCCAUAUUCUAGAUCAGAAUGGACAGUUUCUUCGUUACAUAGAUAACUGUGAUCUUGAGUAUCCCACUGGUUUAUGUGUGGACAAUAAUGACAAUCUGUUUGUAUGUGAGAUUAACAUGGAUCCUCAUUCUAGUGCCCAGGAUGUACCUCGAUGUGACCUUUGUGAGACCACCUUAGUGCACAGCUACUGUGACUUUUGUCAUGUCAACCUCUGCAAGCCCUGUGUAGUAGAUCACAUCUCGGAUGGAUAUGACAAACAUAAAAUUGUUUCUUUCCAGGAACGUAGAUCAACCCUCAUUUAUCCAAAAUGCGAAACGCAUCCACACAGAAUUUGUGAAUUUCGGUGCAAGGAUUGUAACAACAUUUUUGUUUGUUCUUCCUGCAUGGCAUCUGAACAACACAAAGGACAUAAUUUUGUAGAAGUUACAGAAGUUUACAAGACAAUGAAAGACAAUAUAAAAAAAGACAAAAAAGAGUUAGAAAAUCAUAUUUCUCCUACAUAUGAAGAAAUUGAACUUGACUUAGAAACUCAGCUUGUCAAACUGGAUGGAGGAUAUGAGAAACUAACAACAACAAUGUCCAAACAAGGAGAGCAAUGGCACAGAGAAAUCGACAUCGUCAUCAACAAAAUGAAAACCGAAAUUAACGAGAUAAAAGUGAAGCACAGAGACAUUUUAAAGAAACACUUGAAUGAAAUCAAACAGACACAGUCUCUUAUAAAACAAACAUUACAAGCCAUUAGGAAAAUAGAGAAAUCCACUGAAGUAUCUUUAACUAUUGAAUACAGCUCUAAGAUCAGAGAGUUCAGCAAGCUUCCACCCAAGAUUCAGGUGUCACUGCCAACAUUUAUUCCAAAAUUAAUAGACCGUAAGAAGCUGUAUAGUUUGUUUGGACAAAUCACCCCAUUAUCUACUGCAACAGAGGAAAAUGUCAUGUCACCGAACCAACCAAACACUUCCGUCAGAGAACUACUGGACGAACCAGAGCUUGUUACCACAAUAAAGACUGGGUAUGAAAAACUACGCACUGUUUCCUGUCUAAAUGAUGGUAGUAUAUGGACGAGUGGAAGGACCAAUGAUAUCAAAUGCUACAGCAUUAAAGGUUCACUCCUCCAGACAAUCAAAACAAAAUCAGAAGAAUGGCCUAAUGAUAUAACUGUAGAUAGUGAUGGUGAUCUACUGUACUGUGAUUGGACAGACGGGACAGUAAAUAAAGUAAAGAAUGACCAGACAAAAGAGUUGAUAAGAUUACAGGGAUGGAGGCCUGGUAAUCUGUGUGUCACCUCUACUGGUGAUCUCCUGGUUACCAUGUACAGUGAUGAUGACACUCAAUCCAAAGUUGUCCGUUACUCGGGAUCUACAGAGAAACAAACAAUUAAAUUUAAUGAUGAAGGUAAACCUUUGUACUCAGGGAAUAAUAAUACUAAAUACAUCACAGAGAACAGAAACCAUGACAUCUGUGUAGCUGACAGUGAGGCCGGUGCAGUAGUGGUGGUUAGUCAGGACGGGAAACUCAGAUGGAGAUAUACCGGUCAUCCCUCGGUUACCAAGAACAAACCAUUUAAACCCUGGGGUAUCACAACAGACAGUCAGAGUCGUAUCCUGACAGCAGACAACAACCAUUGUAUCCACAUUCUGGAUCAGAAUGGACAGUUUCUCCGUUACAUUGAUAACUGUGAUCUGGAGGAUCCUUUUGGUUUAUGUGUGGACAAUAAUGACAAUCUGUUUGUGUGUGAGUAUUUCAAAGGCAAUGUAAAGAAAAUCAGAUAUCUAAAGUAGAUGUCAUCAAUUGUUAAAAUGUGAUGUAAUUCAAACAAAAGUGGCCUUCUAUAUUGAAUGUCAUUGUUGGCAUUUCAUAUAAAAUAUAUUUGAACUUAAGUUCUCUUAUACUGAUGAAUUCAUUAAUUAUAAUAAUUUAACAGAUAAAUAAAUAAUAACUUUAUUUUUGAUAAAAACAUUUCUAAUUUUCAACCAUUAUUUGAAGAAGGGGCAUUUAAAUUUUGUUUGCAUGCACUAUACAGCUAUUGUAUCUUAUCAAAUA
Magallana angulata is the source of this 3665-nucleotide messenger RNA. RefSeq lists its product as uncharacterized. The coding region runs from base 110 to 3403 and encodes 1097 amino acids. Gene Ontology annotation, molecular function: protein binding; zinc ion binding. The record is from RefSeq and is a predicted model, not a curated record. Lineage: Eukaryota; Metazoa; Mollusca; Bivalvia; Ostreida; Ostreidae. The transcript is spliced from 3 exons.